AUGAGGUUGGAGAGGAGAUGGAUUGACCAUGUCAAGGCUCACAGCACUUUGGAAACUGGUGGUAGCUGCUCGGACUCGCUGAAGCACAAUCACCUCUCAGGCGAACGGGUCACAGAUAAGAUCACCUAUAAGGACCUCGAGGGUGAAAGCUUCCGAGUAUUGAUCCUGCUACCAGCGCCUGAGCCUUACUACCCCCUGAUCUGCAAACUGGAUACCUGGCCCUUGAACGACCGCGGAGACACGCGUCAAUACGCGGCUCUUUCGUACUUCUGGGGCUCGGACGGUCACAAUGGGCGCAUUUAUUUCCUCGGAGACAACGACGAUGAGCCAGGCGUGUCCAACCCAGAUCGAUGGGGUUCAGCGGCAAGGAGAGCGACAUCCGUGCGCAUCCGCAACAACCUGUUCCGAGCUUUACUACGUCUACGAAGUCAUGGGAAAGGAGCUCAAAAGGUGGCUCUUUGGGUCGAUUUCUUAUGCAUCAACCAAGAAAACUCGGUUGAGAAAACUCGGCAGCUGUCUCGGAUGGUCAACAUUUACAACAACGCGAGCAACGUCUGCAUUUGGUUGGGUGAGAGUGACCGUGACAAGAGAAGCGAUGAGGCCAUGGCGUUUAUACCUACUCUGAUGGACUUUGCGGUGUUUGACAGGCAUGCCAACGACCGGAAGCAGGCGAGAAAGUGGUAUGCCUUGGGAGAGCUGAUGAGAGACCGUUGGUUCUCUAGACGGUGGAUCGUCCAGGAGAUUGCCCUGGCCAAGGACGCGACAGUACACUGUGGAGGAGCUAUUGUGCGUUGGUCUGACUUUGCUGAUGCCGCCUCCCUCUUGGUCUCGAACCAGGAGACCAUCAAAUCUCUGUUUGACUUUUCGGACUGGCGAGAAGGUCCCAACACCCUUGGAGACAUCGAAGCAUUUGGAGCUUCCAUUCUUCUUGAAGCAACAAACAAUCUCUUUCUGAGGAAGCACAACGGGGAGAUCAAGAGACCUAUCAAGUCCAUCGAGUCACUCGUGACCUCUCUCAAGACAUUCGACACUAGCGACCAAAGAGACCUCAUAUACAGCCUGAAAUGCAUUGCCAGCGAUACAUCCAGGCAUCUGUGGCAAUACGACAAAGGUGGUCGCGACGAUCUUCCUGCUGACUACUCCAAGAGCGAGAUCGAAGUAUACAAGGACUUUACCGAGUUCUGUGUCAGGUCUUCCAACUCGCUGGACAUCAUCUGCCGUCCUUGGGCGAUGCCAGUGAAGGGAGGAAAGGCGCUGCCCUCUUGGAUCCCUCUCUUAUCGAGCUCUGAGUUUGGUCUUCCUGAUGAGAUUUACAGUGGCCGUAAGAACGGAGAGGUAUUGGUUGGUCCCGCUGGCCAGCCAAACUACGCGGCCUCCUCUCAAGAGCCAUGCAGCGUACGAUUUGGCCGCGAGCCCCAAGAUACAAGCACAGGGGACAAAGGAGUCAAUGGGCCUGCACGGAGAGAAGUACUUUUCGCGCGAGGAUUCAGACUGGCCAAGAUCGAGGAUGUCUCGGCACGAAACACCGGAGGAGUUAUCACGAAAGAGUCUCUGGAUAUGGGCAAGUGGCCCGGGUUUGGAAAAGACACGGAUAGUGUCCCGGACCCUAUCUGGAGGACUCUAGUCGCCGACAGAAACCACAACGGCCAAGUACCACCGUCAUGGUAUCAGAGAGCCUGUUUGCGGUGCCUGGAGAUUGCCGAUGUCUUCAACAACGGGGAUCUCAACAUUGGAGAAAUCCUGCAAGGGCACUCUGAGAUGCUCCGCAAGUAUCUCACACGUGUUCGAAACGUGACGUGGAACAGACGGUUCUUCACAGCGACUUCUCAGGAGACCGAGUGGCCUCUUUUUGGGCUUUGCCCACCAAAGUCCAGAGAGGGCGACUUUGUUUGUAUCCUGUACGGCUGCUCCGUACCUGUGGUGAUGAGAGAGUCUGGCUCCGGUCCUUACAUGGCAUUGAUUGGCGAAGCGUAUGUGCAUGGAAAGAUGGAUGGAGAAGCUUUGGAGGAUUUCGAGGAGCAAAGGACGUGGGAACAAAAUGGACAAGUCAAGGAUGAAGAGUUUGCGAUAGUUUGA
Messenger RNA from Fusarium vanettenii 77-13-4, 2076 nucleotides. RefSeq lists its product as uncharacterized. Lineage: Eukaryota; Fungi; Ascomycota; Sordariomycetes; Hypocreales; Nectriaceae. The record is from RefSeq and is a predicted model, not a curated record. The transcript has a single exon. Bases 1 to 2076 code for a protein of 691 amino acids.